This is a messenger RNA of Meriones unguiculatus (Mongolian gerbil), 1679 nucleotides long. RefSeq names its product TARBP2 subunit of RISC loading complex (gene Tarbp2). Gene Ontology annotation, biological process: regulation of miRNA processing; regulation of viral transcription; regulation of siRNA processing. Gene Ontology annotation, molecular function: double-stranded RNA binding; siRNA binding; pre-miRNA binding. NCBI's taxonomy places the organism in Eukaryota, Metazoa, Chordata, Mammalia, Rodentia, Muridae. The transcript is spliced from 9 exons. Gene Ontology annotation, cellular component: RISC-loading complex. Bases 266 to 1363 code for a protein of 365 amino acids. The record is from RefSeq and is a predicted model, not a curated record.
GCGAGGCUUCCGCCGAGGCCCCGCUCCUCCCAGAGGGCGGCGCGACCGCCCGGGCCGGCCUCGCGGGGGGUUGUGGGGCGGGCAGCCCGGCGCCCGGAGACGACGCCGGGAGCCGGGUGGGCGGGGGACUGCAGAUCCCGGCAUGCCCCGCGGCGGGCCCUACCGGCCGCGACUCCGGGCUCGGCCCCGGCCCUAGCUCGUCGGCCGUGUGCUGGGGCGCGCGGCGGCUGCGGUCACGGUGGCGCCCGCGGGGACGGAGGAGGGAAUGAGUGAAGAGGAGCAGGGCUCCGACACCACCACAGGCUGCGGGCUGCCCAGCAUAGAGCAAAUGCUGGCCGCCAACCCGGGCAAGACCCCGAUCAGCCUUCUUCAGGAGUAUGGGACCAGAAUAGGAAAGACGCCGGUGUACGACCUUCUCAAGGCCGAGGGCCAAGCCCAUCAGCCCAAUUUCACCUUCCGGGUCACCGUUGGCGACACCAGCUGCACUGGUCAGGGCCCCAGCAAGAAGGCAGCCAAGCACAAGGCAGCUGAGGUGGCCCUCAAACACCUCAAAGGGGGGAGCAUGCUGGAACCAGCCUUGGAGGACAGCAGUUCUUUUUCUCUCCUAGACUCCUCACUGCCUGAGGACGCUCCCGACGCUGCUGCAGAAGCUGCGGCUCCUGCUCCAUCUGCCGAGCUGACCAGGAGCCCCCCCAUGGAGAUGCAGCCCCCUGCCUCUCCUCCGCAGUCUGAGUGCAACCCUGUCGGUGCUCUGCAGGAGCUGGUGGUGCAAAAAGGUUGGCGCUUGCCAGAGUACAUGGUGACCCAGGAGUCCGGGCCUGCUCACCGAAAAGAGUUCACCAUGACCUGCCGGGUGGAGCGUUUCGUGGAGAUUGGCAGCGGCACUUCCAAAAAGCUGGCGAAGCGCAAUGCAGCAGCCAAAAUGCUGCUCCGAGUGCACACGGUGCCUCUUGACGCGCGGGAUGGCAUCGAUGCAGAGCCCGAGGACGACCAUUUCUCCAUUGGUGUCAGCUCCCGCCUGGAUGGACUUCGGAACCGGGGGCCAGGCUGCACCUGGGAUUCCCUGCGCAACUCUAUGGGAGAAAAGAUCCUGUCCCUUCGCAGUUGCUCCAUUGGCUCUCUAGGGGCUCUGGGCUCUGCUUGCUGCAGCGUUCUCAGUGAGCUGUCUGAGGAGCAGGCUUUCCACGUCAGCUACCUGGAUAUUGAGGAGCUGAGCCUGAGCGGGCUGUGCCAGUGCCUGGUGGAGCUGUCCACCCAGCCCGCCACCGUGUGCCACGGCUCUGCAGUUACCAGGGAGGCAGCCCGAGGCGAGGCCGCUCGCCGUGCCCUCCAGUACCUCAGGAUCAUGGCGGGUAGCAAGUAGCUCCCUGACUGCAGUGUUGUACAUGCGCCCUUCUGCCCCUGGGCCUGUGCACUGACCUGGCUCUGGAGCCCUCCAGAGGGGCCGUCUCUACUGUUGACACCGCCUGACUGCUUGGAGACUGAGGAAGGCGCAGGCAAGCCAGGAGCCACAGGGCCCGGCCAGCGCAGGGUUUGACCUGUCUGUGGAUGACGAAUGGAAAGAGGUUGGAAUUCUAUCGGAGUACAGAAUAAAUGCUGCUCUCUGGCUUCCCAAACCGUGCUGUCUCUGGUCUGGGUCAUGAGAUUGUCCAGAAUAAAUGCAGUGUAUUUGUUCUUCC